AUGCGUUUCCAAUCAACCUGCGUUACCCUCAUGGGUCUCCUGUCUCUUGCAGCUUCAGGCAAGUCUCAUCCUCGCCACUCCCUUGCCUCAGUAUUAACAUGCCAUUCAGCACCAAGUGAUAGCCUGUCUAACUUCCACGCCAGACGCGGGCUACAGUGGAAGUCGAAGCGCUCGCCGCUCACCAUUGUACAAGAAGUUCAGGAAACCAACAUCAUAGUCGUGCAAGACAACCAAGCGGAGCUGGAUGCGCUACAACAGCUGGCAGAGCAGCAGUUCGCCCAGCUCAUCGAGGCCCAGCUCGCCCUGGUCAGCCAGCUGCAGACCGUCAAGGACAAUAUCCGGGUCAAUCACUUCCGAGCCCAGUUCUCCCAAGCGAACACGGUUAUUGUUACUGUCACCACGAUGGUCGACGCGCGAGCCGAUCAGGGCGCUCAGAACAGAUACAUGGUGAACCAGCUGCUGGCCGAUAACGGGAAGCCCGACUCGCAGAUCAUGGUCAUGGUUUCCGACGCGGAGACUAUGACCAUCGGCGCGUCGCAGACAGUCGACAUCGCUGGUAUCGAAUCUGCCAGUGCUGUGAGCACACCUACUGCUGUACCACAGAUUGCCGUCGCCGACCCGAAUGCACCGUUCGGCCAGGUGAACCAAAGCAUGAUCAUGCCGAUCGGUGCCGCGGCUCCUGCCAUCGACGUCAUCUUCGCCGACCCGGCGGCGAUUAUUCUCCCUGGUCAGACGAAUCUAUUCGUGGUGUCCCCGUUGUGA
This is a messenger RNA of Anthostomella pinea, 762 nucleotides long. The record is from the annotation of a GenBank genome assembly. NCBI's taxonomy places the organism in Eukaryota, Fungi, Ascomycota, Sordariomycetes, Xylariales, Xylariaceae.